Esox lucius (northern pike) is the source of this 1563-nucleotide messenger RNA. RefSeq names its product forkhead box I3a (gene foxi3a). Gene Ontology annotation, molecular function: RNA polymerase II cis-regulatory region sequence-specific DNA binding; DNA-binding transcription factor activity, RNA polymerase II-specific. Gene Ontology annotation, biological process: anatomical structure morphogenesis; regulation of transcription by RNA polymerase II; cell differentiation. Bases 179 to 1294 code for a protein of 371 amino acids. Lineage: Eukaryota; Metazoa; Chordata; Actinopteri; Esociformes; Esocidae. The record is from RefSeq and is a predicted model, not a curated record. The transcript has 2 exons.
GCAGGUUGUGAUGCACCUGUACUGAACACAAAAUAGUCUUGAACAGAGGCAAAGGCAAACAUUCCUGUCAGCUGCAGAAAGAGGAACUGAUAAUACUGAAAAGAGGUGAGAUCCAGAGAUUGUUCCCUUUCCGCCAGAUCCCUCCAUCUGACUGACAAGGAGCAACCUGUGGGUGAGCAUGACGUCGUUUGUGUCACAGGGCCUCUCCCCACCUCCCUGCGGGACCCAGUACCCCAGCCUGGGACAGGAGCCUCUGGAGUUCAGCAUGUACAGCGACAGCUUCUACAGCCAGCCGGGCCUGACCGCUCUACCGCAGGCCGCCCCCACCACCUACGACCUGGGAGACUACAUCAGCCCGCCGGCCAACCCGUACCUGUGGUUCAAUGGGCCAGAGCUUUCCGCGGGACCCUACGUCGGGGGACCCGCUGUCGGCGGGCACUACGGGCCCCAGCACUGCAACAUGCAAAGGCCCUACCUGGGAGCCGGAGGGCCGGCGGGGGGCGUGGGAGACCUGAGCUGGUUCUCCAUGCCCUCCCAGGAGGAGCUGAUGAAGCUAGUCCGGCCGCCGUACUCUUACUCCGCCCUCAUUGCCAUGGCGAUACAUGGGGCCCAAGACAGACGGCUCACGCUGAGCCAGAUCUACCAGUAUGUGGCGGACAACUUCCCCUUCUACAACAAGAGCAAGGCAGGGUGGCAGAACUCCAUCCGACACAACCUCUCCCUCAACGACUGCUUCAAGAAAGUGCCCCGGGACGAGGAUGAUCCAGGCAAGGGGAACUACUGGACCCUCGACCCGAACUGCGAGAAGAUGUUCGACAACGGCAACUUCAGACGAAAGAGGAAGAGGAAGUCAGACUCGGUGCUCGGCGAGGGCGGCUCCUCUGGUUCGGAGUCGCUGGAGUCCAGUCCCAAGCAUCCCAACAACAUGGGCGACGACCACGGCCCUUCCCCCUUCUCCUCGGCCCCCUGCCUCAGCAGCUUCCUGUCCCAGAUGGCCGAAGCGGGCUCGGUGCCGAACGGGGCGGAUGCGGACGCCCUCCACAGACCCGGCCUGCCCACGGAGGUACCCCAGGAGGCCUCCCCCUCCCAGCCAUAUGGCUCCUACUCCCCCAGCGCCACCGUGCCCGAGUGGGAGGUCCACAUGCCCCACCCACAGCUGCGUACCGUUUCCUCCUCUCCUCCCCUCUUCCCUGGAGGCUACAGUGACUCUGUCCUCACCCAGCUCAGCAGCCAGCUGUACCCAGCCCUGGACUCUGCCCACAUGCUGUAUCCUCGGGAAGGCACAGAAGUGUAAAGGGUCUCCAUAAUGUACCUGCGGGGAGGCACAGAAGUGUCAAAGGUCGCCAUAAUGUCCUCCCCAGCAGACAAUGAAACUGCACUGAAACCGUUACUAAAGAGUGGGUGAUUUACACUGGUUUUCUCUCUCUCUCUUAAUUGAUUGUUCCUGAUGUAUAUUGUUUGUGGCUUCAAAUGUUGUCUUUUGUAACAUUCGCUUUUAUUUAGGGAUCAUUGGCUUUAAAAAAAAAAACUGUAUUGAUUUUUCUAUGUACAUACUUGUUUUUG